UGGUGGUGACGCGGUGUCGGGAGCUGGGGCCGCGCGCUGUCCCCAGAGUGAGGGGACCCGGCGGGCAAGCGGGCGCGUGGGCCUGGCCCACGCUCCGUCCUCGGCGGUGCCUCUGCCGGCCGUCCCCUCCCCGGGGCCCCGAGAAGGCGAGCCAGGCCGCGCUCGAGGGCCCGGCGUGAGGAGGGGGCAUGGCCAGCGUCCCCCAGCUGGUGGACGACCUGUGCGAGGCCCUCCUGCCGGCCGCGAAGGCUCACUAUGGCCAGCGCCGCGGGAGCCGCAAGAAGGCCAAGCAGAGCCUCAAGAGGGUGGCCUACAACGUUCUGUUCACGAGCCUCUUUCAAGAUGAGACCCGCAAGCUGCAGCCCGGCCUCCCGAGACUCCCGGUGAAAAACAGGAUCCUCAUGCUGUCCUUCGACUUGCGAGUGAGCGGCCUGGGUGCCGAGGCCGACCGCCUGGAGGAGUUGGUGGAGGAGCUGGAGGCCGCGCAUCGCCGGCCGCUGGCGGAGCUGGGAUCCGUGCUGGACCUGCUGGUGCGGCUGGCGGGCAGCGGGCCCCCGCGCAUGCUGCGGCGCCGGCGGGACUUCUUCUUGCACAGCCGACCCGUCGGGAGAGACGUUCCCUACGGCGGCUACGACUGCGCCGACCUGAGCGGGUUGGAGGCGGACGUGCGGUCGCUCAUCUCCGGAGAGGAGUAUUUCUGUCGGGACCUGGUCCGGAAGACGCUGCAGGUGAUGGAGGCGGCGCCGGGCACCGGCCUGCCCGCCGUCGGGCUCUUCUCGUAUGGCGACCCCUGCGGGGACAGGUUUGAGAGGGACACCCGUGUCUCGCUCUUCGGAGCCCUGGUGCACAGCCGCACGGCCGACCUGGACGUCCGCCUGGACCUGCCCCCGGUGCCGGACAGCGCAGACCUCUCCGGACUGGCCAUCAAGGUCCCUUUGAGCGUGGAUCAGUCGGAAGAUGAAGGGUUCCAAUCAGCAUCCAAUCUGACUCCUGAUUCCCAGUCUGAGCCGGGCGUGACUCCAGACAUUGACUUGUGGGACGCUGUACUCACCUACGAGGCCAGCAAGCGGAGGUGCUGGGAGCAAGUUGGAUGCCCGCCUGGCCACCGAGAGGAGCCCUACCUCACCGAGGCUGGAAGGGCCGCCUUUGACAGGUCCUGCCGGCUCUGCCAAGCGGGGCUGCAGGUGCUGGGCGGGGGCCUCCUGCAGGCCCCGCAGCCCGUCCUGGUGAAGGAGUGCGAGCUGGUGAAGGACGCGCUCAACAUCCUGAUUGGGGUCGUGUCCGCCACGUUUUCCCUCUGCCAGCCAGCUCCGGCCUUCACAGUGAAGCAGGGCGUCCACGUCUCAGGAGCGUCCCCCGAGAGCGUCAGCGGCCUCCUCUCGGAGGUGGCCGAGUGUGGGACCCACUACGCGCGCCUGAGCCACUUCUCUCUGCAGCCUGUGCUGGACGCCUCGUGCAGUGAGGGCCUCGUGUUCCAGGCCUUCACCAGCGGCCUGAGGAGGUACCUGCAGUACUACCGGGCUUGUGUGCUCUCCACCCCGCCCACCCUGAGCCUCCUCACCAUCGGCUUUCUCUUCAGGAAACUGGGCCGGCAGCUCAGGUACCUGGCUGAGCUCUGCGGUGUCGGCACUGGACUCCUGGGCGCUGGGGGCGGAGCGCCCGGGGCUGCGUUCCCCACUGGGGUGAGGCUGCUCUCCUACCUGUACCAGGAGGCCCUGGAUAACUGCAGCAACGAGCACUACCCGGUCCUGCUGUCCCUGCUGAAGACCAGCUGCGAGCCCUACACGCGGUGGGGGCCGCAUGGGCUCGGGGUGCCUGCUCGGCGCGGGGAUCAGAGAUCGGGGCGGCGCGGGGAGGGCGGGAUGGGGGGUUCGGACUGUGGGCUCCGGGGCGCAGCUCUCUACCCCCGUGGGUGCCACCCGCCUCACCACUGGCCCGCCCGCCCUGGCAGGUUCAUCCACGACUGGGUGUACAGUGGGGUCUUCAGAGACGUUUACGGCGAGUUCAUGAUCCAGGUGAACCAUGAGUACUUGGGCUUCAGAGAUAAGUUUUACUGGACCCACGGCUACGUGCUCAUCUCCAAAGAGGUGGAGGACUGCGUCCCCGUGUUCCUGAGGCACGUUGCCCACGACGUGUACGUCUGCGGGAAGACCAUCAACCUGCUGAAGCUCUGCUGCCCCCGGCAUUACCUCUGCUGCUCCGAUGUCCCCGUCCCUCGCAUCUCGGUGAUAUUCUCCCUCGAGGAGCUGAAGGACAUCGAGAAGGACUGUGCCAUCUACGUGGGCCGGAUGGAGAGGGUGGCGCGCCACAGCUCCAUCAGCAAGGAGGAGAAGGAAUUACGAAUGGAAAUUGCAAAACAAGAAUUAAUUGUCCAGGCCCGGGAAGCUGCGUCCAGGGUCCUGAGCGCGCUCAGCGAUCGGCAGCUGUCUGAGCGGAUGGCCUUGGAUGCCCAGAAGCGAGAGCAGUUUCAGAGGCUGAAGGCGCAGUUUGUGAAGGACCGGGAGCGCCGCCGGGUGGCCAGGCAGGAGGAGCUGGAUGAUGACUUCAGCUACGCCCGCGAGCUCCGGGACCGGCAGAGGAGGCUGAAGGCCCUGGAGGAGCAGCUGGAGAGGAAGGCCAGGCAGGCGCUGGUGGAUCGUUACAGCCAGCUGUCCGCAGAGGCAGCUCGGCGGGAGCGGAAGGCGCUGUGGACGGUCCGGAGGCACAGAUUGGCCGGCGCUCGGCUUCGGUUUCUCUUGGAAGAUCAGAGACGCGUUCAGGAGCUGCUGGAAGACAUGGCUGAGGGGAAGCCCCUGGAGCCGCUGGCCGUCCUCCCGGGUGCCCGCUCCCAGGCUUCCUUUCUGGGCCCUGAGCUUCCAGACGGAGGUGGCAGCUGCGAUUCUGGGCGUGAGGAGCAGCACGAGGCUGCCCGGGACGGCCCCGACAGGCAGAGCGUGCCGACGCCGCAGCCCCUCGAGUCUCCAGCAGCGGGGGCCUGCGGCUCAGGGCCAGGCGCAGGCCCGCCGUCAGAGCAGGCGGAGGAGCCGGGGCCGUUCUCUGUGGGCCUCAGCAUCCAAGACUUCCUGCCCGCGGCCCAGGGGGCUGAGCAGCCUGUGCUCACCAGCGCGGCCCCCAUCCUGGACGAGGCGCUGCAGACCAUCGGCUUGGACCUGCCUCCCCUGGCUCCGUCCGCAGCAGCGGACACGGGGCCCUCCGGGCCACAGGAGUACGAUUUCAGAACCGUCCUGAGGCCGGCUGUGGCCGCCCCCGCUUCCCCAGGGGCCCUCCAGACUGCAGGAGGCAGCUUGGGCAGUGAGGGGCAGCGGCUGCGGGAGGACACUCACGUGCAGCCGGACACGUGUGUCCCAGAUGGGCGGGUGGCUCUGCCUCACACGCACCCCCCCCAGCACCCCUCCCACCAGGAGGAGAGCAGCCAGGCCACGGGGCAGCUCUGUGGGCAAGUGGCAGAGCCUGGUGUUCCCACAGAGGGUUAUGCUUCUGGAAUGGCUCUCUCCCGGCCACGGUGGAAUGUCCACGGACACGUGUCUGAUGCCAGCAUCAGGGUGGGGGAGAACGUGUGGGAUGUGACCCCCUCCCGGCCACGGUGGAACGUCCACGGACACGUGUCUGACGCCAGCAUCAGGGUGGGGGAGAACGUGUGGGAUGUGACCCCCUCCCGGCCACGGUGGAACGUCCACGGACACGUGUCUCAGUCCAGUGUGAUGCUGGGGGUGCUCUCAGGGGAAGCCGAGCCCAAUGUGCCUGGGCCCCCCCGGGCGCCCCCUGACCAUGGGUCCCAGUCAGGCCUCAGCUUGGGAGUCCAGAGCCCUGCCCGGGAACAGGAGCCACGGCUGCCUGCAGAGACGGCCUCAGGCGGCUCCGGUGCGCAAGUGGCUGGACCUGGCUCUGGCCGUGGGGAGGAGAGCAGCCUGCAGGCCGUGCUGUCUGCGGAGGCUGCACCCGCUGCUCUGGAAGAUGGUAUCCCUGAGGAGCCAGGCCCGGGGGCGAGUGGGGACUCCCAGGAUCUCUCUCCAAGUGGCCCUCCGAGCUCACAGGAGGGCGUGGACACCCGGAGCAGCCCAGGCCCUGGCGAGGAGGCGGCCCAGCGCUGGGACAGGGAGCAGGCCUACUUGGCGGGCCUGGCGGGGCAGUAUUGCCUGGAGCAGUACCCGGACAGCUACGAGGCCAUGUCAGAGCCUCCUGUCGCCCGUCUCCUGCACCACGGGCUUCCCCGAGCUUUCGCCGUCCCCGAGGACCCCGGGGCCCAGUCAGACGCGGACGAGAGCGCGGUGCAGCUGAGCGAGCUGCUGCCACUGCCCGUGCUCAUGAAGCACUCCAUCACGGCCCCGCUGGCUGCCCACGUCUCCCUGGUGAACAAGGCCGCGGUUGACUACUUCUUCGUGGAGCUGCACCUCGGGGCGCACUUCGAGGCGCUGCGGCACUUCCUGCUGAUGGAGGACGGGGAGUUUGCGCAGUCCCUCAGUGACCUGCUCUUUGAGAAGCUCGGGGCGGGACAGACGCCUGGGGAGCUCCUCAGCCCGCUGGUGCUCAACUCCGUGCUGAGCAAGGCCCUGCAGUACAGCCUGCACGGCGACACCCCGCACGCCGCCAACCUCUCCUUCGCCCUCAAGUUCCUGCCUGAGACGUUUGCCCCCAAUGCCCCGGACGUGCUGAGCUGUCUGGAGCUCAGGUACAAGGUUGACUGGCCCCUCAACAUCGUGGUCACCGAGGGCUGCUUGAGCAGGUACAGCGGCAUUUUCUCCUUCCUGUUGCAGUUGAAGCUCAUGAUGUGGACACUCAAGGAUGUCUGCUUCCACCUCAAGCGCACAGCACGGGUGAGCCACGCGGCCAGCUCGGUGCAGUUCCGCCAACUGCAGCUGUUCAAGCACGAGAUGCAGCACUUUGUGAAGGUCAUCCAGGGCUACAUCGCCAACCAGAUCCUGCAUGUCACCUGGUGUGAGUUCCAGGCCAGGCUGGCCUCGGUGGGUGACCUAGAGGAGAUCCAGCGUGCCCACGCCGAGUACCUGCACAAGGCUGUCUUCAGGGGCCUGCUGACAGAGAAGGCGGCGCCCGUCAUGAACAUCAUCCACAGCAUCUUCAGCCUGGUCCUCAAGUUCCGCAGCCAGCUCAUCUCCCAGCCCUGGGGCCCGGCCAGCGGCCCCUGCGGCCCCGAGCACCCCAGCUUCGCCCUCAUGCAGCAGUCCUACAGCACCUUCAAGUACUACUCCCACUUCCUCUUCAAAGUGGUGAGCAAGCUGGUGAACCGCGGCUACCAGCCCCACCUGGAGGACUUCCUGCUGCGCAUCAACUUCAACAACUACUACCAGGACGCCUGAGGCCUGUGUGGCGUGGCGGGUGCCUGGGCUGGAAUAAAGGUGCUGCCCGCCCCACUCGUGCCUCUCUCUACCGGGCGGGGGCGGGGCCGGGGC
Molecule: messenger RNA, 5408 nt
Organism: Balaenoptera acutorostrata (minke whale)
Lineage: Eukaryota; Metazoa; Chordata; Mammalia; Artiodactyla; Balaenopteridae
Gene: TUBGCP6
Product: tubulin gamma complex component 6
Exons: 24
Coding region: 189-5315 (1708 amino acids)
Biological process (GO): meiotic cell cycle; cytoplasmic microtubule organization; mitotic cell cycle
Cellular component (GO): gamma-tubulin complex; equatorial microtubule organizing center; spindle pole
Molecular function (GO): gamma-tubulin binding; microtubule minus-end binding
Source: RefSeq, a predicted model, not a curated record